AAAGUCCAUAACAUUAGUCAACUUUCUUUCGGUUUUGGGCCUAUUAGUAAUUUCCUGAUUUUCUCUCUGAAUAUCAGAAAUGAUGGCCGGGGAUUCUUCCGUCUCUGAUGCCACAGAAGGAAACGAAGAUGAAUUGUUGAAACCCAAAUCUAAGAAUUUGUCAACAAGUCUACGGUUCAAAUGGGAAGAAGAGGCCAAUCGCCAGGGAAGCUGGUCGAUGGUACUAAUCAAGGAAAACCACCAAGAGGAUUCCUGUUCCCUCAUUUUCCCUCCGAGCCACCACGAAAACCUGCACGUUGUCGGAAAGUCAUUCACCCCAUCGAAUUCUCCUCCCUCUCCGUUAUUGCCAUCGUCGACUUCAGCGUCGGAUUUGUCAUCUGAAGUAAAUAACGAUUCCAAUGAUGAUGAUGAUGAUUCAUCGUCGACGACUUUGUUCUCGCCGUCGGAUUCGAAUCGUCCGUCGGGCCCAGAUUCAGAUUCCCCGGUGCCAACACCGAGGUUGAGGAGAAGGGAUGCGGGUGACGUGCCGAGCUGGGUGAAUGUUGGAUUGGAGGUGUUUUAUUCUAAGAUCAGAGGUGUAGUUGGGACGUUUCGUUUUCCGGUGAAGGUACCGGCAUUUACGGUGGCGGCGAUGGUGGUGGGAAUUUUAUACUUUGGUUGGCGGAGAAGGCGGAGGAGCAUAAAGCAACGGGAUAGGGAUCGUUUGGUUCGAAUUAUUAGAGAAAAAGAUGAGAGAAUUGAUCAAUUAUUGAAUCAGAUAGCUCGGAUGAAUAAUGUGUUGUUGGCGCUUCAGAGAGUUCCUGCUGCAUCCAAUCAUCCCUCAUAGGGGGUGUCUGUUUGGACUGUGAAGAAGAAUGGGGUCUAUUCACAGGUCUUAAGUCUAAUCUAGUUUAGCAUGAGGAAGAUUAGAAGAAUUGGAAACCAAUUUUUUGUUUGAUUUCAUGUGUCUGGAAUUUAAUGCUAGUGAAGUAAGUUUGGUUUUA
Molecule: messenger RNA, 983 nt
Organism: Coffea eugenioides
Lineage: Eukaryota; Viridiplantae; Streptophyta; Magnoliopsida; Gentianales; Rubiaceae
Exons: 2
Coding region: 80-826 (248 amino acids)
Source: RefSeq, a predicted model, not a curated record